AUGGCUGGAUCAGGAGGCAAAACACUUGGCAACUCAUGCAUUCUCCUCAUAGUGAUUGCUGGUAUGGAGAGAUUUGCAUACAAGGGAGUGGCAUCCAAUCUAGUAACUUAUCUAACUGAUGUUAUGAAAAUGAGCAACUCUGCGGCGGCCAAGACGGUUAACAGUUGGUGUGGCUUCACGUCCAUGUUGCCUCUCUUGGUUGCACCUUUUGUUGACUCAUAUUGGGAUCGAUAUCCCACCAUUUUGGCCUCUUCUUUCCUCUAUGUUGCAGGGCUUGUGGCCUUGACAUCAACAGCAUUGACCAGGGCAUCUUCUGCUGCAAACAAAACAAGUUCUAAUUCCUCAUUUCUGUUUUGGUCUCUGUAUUUAAUUUCUCUUGGUCAAGGUGGAUAUAACCCGUCUCUGCAAGCAUUUGGAGCAGAUCAACUGGACAGCGAAGAGGAACUGCCUAGCAGCAAAGAUGAGCAAAAGUCCAACAAAAAGAGCGUGUUCUUUCAAUGGUGGUAUUUUGGUGUUUGCAGUGGCAGCCUCCUGGGUAUCACUCUCAUGUCCUACAUUCAAGACACUUUUGGUUGGAUUCUGGGUUUUGCAAUCCCCAUGAUAUCGAUGGUUACGUCUGUCGUGGUGUUCUCUUGUGGAAGCCGAAUCUAUACUUACAGAGAGAGCGAGGCCAUGGACUAUAAGCCUAUUGGCAACAUGGUUCAAAGCAUCAAGGCAACUGCAUUAAAACUAAUGAAUCGCAGAAUCACAUUACCAAAUAAAAGUGAUGUUACUGAGCUAGAGCUUCAAGAGAAACCGCUUUGUCAUCAAAAUUUCAGCACCAAUGAGGGGUUGGUUGAGAAUCCCAAAAGCGGCUUCUAUGUGCUUGAAAAUGCUAAAGUGCUGCUGAGGCUUCUGCCCAUCUGGAUAAUGCUUUUGAUGUUUGCAGUGAUUUUCCAACAGCCUCCCACAUUCUUUACCAAACAAGGCAUGACCAUGAAGAGAAACAUUGGAAGCCAAUUCAAGAUCCCACCAGCAACUCUACAGAGUGUCAUCACUCUUUCCAUAAUCCUCUUGAUGCCUCUCUACGACAAAAUUAUGAUCCCGAUUACGCGACUGGUUACUUGUCACGAAAAGGGUAUCACAGUGAUGCAGAGGAUGGGGAUUGGGAUGUUCAUUUCAGUCAUAGCAAUGGCCAGUGCAGCAGUUGUGGAAACAAGAAGGCUCCGCAUCAGCAGAGAAAUGGAAGCUCUGGGAGCUCAUUCUGAGACGGUCCCGUUUAGCAUCUUUUGGCUGCUGCCUCAGUACAUUCUUUUGGGAAUUUCAGACAUCUUCACUGUUGUUGGAAUGCAAGAGUUUUUUUACUCAGAAGUUCCCGUAAGAAUGAGAACCAUGGCCUUUGCGCUGUACACUAGUGUUUUCGGGGUGGGAAGCUACUUGAGCAGCCUUUUGAUUGCGACCGUUGAGGCGGUUACAAGUUCGAACGGAAGGCAGAGCUGGUUCUCUGAUGACAUGAGUGAAGCUCGGCUAGACAAAUACUACUGGUUUUUGGCCUCAUUGAGUGUUUUGAGCUUUCUCCUUUAUGUACUUUUGUCUGCGUGUUACAGAAGCAGGAGGGAUUUGGAUUUGGACAAUGAAAACUGUAAAUAA
Prunus armeniaca (apricot) is the source of this 1629-nucleotide messenger RNA. Lineage: Eukaryota; Viridiplantae; Streptophyta; Magnoliopsida; Rosales; Rosaceae. The record is from the annotation of a GenBank genome assembly.